AUGAAUGAAGUCCUGGGGACGGGAUCCCCAGCUCAGUGCACUGGAGGUGGGGAUACAGAGGGAGGGAGAUGUCUAAAGUUGUGCGAUCUUUGUCCUUGUCCCACGUCCUACAGCCGAUUUGGGACCAAGUGCGCCCGAUGUGGCAGACAGAUCUACGCCAGCGACUGGGUGCGGCGCGCUCGCGGUAACGCCUACCACCUAGCCUGCUUCGCCUGUUUCUCCUGCAAGCGCCAGCUGUCCACCGGCGAGGAGUUCGGCCUGGUUGAGGAGAAGGUGCUGUGCCGCAUCCACUAUGACACCAUGAUCGAGAACCUCAAGAGGGCCGCUGAGAACGGGAAUGGCCUCACGUUGGAGGGGGCAGUGCCCUCGGAACAGGACAGUCAACCCAAGCCAGCCAAGCGCGCGCGGACGUCCUUCACCGCCGAGCAGCUGCAGGUGAUGCAGGCGCAGUUCGCGCAGGACAACAACCCCGACGCGCAGACGCUGCAGAAGCUAGCAGACAUGACGGGCCUCAGCCGCAGGGUCAUCCAGGUCUGGUUUCAAAACUGCCGGGCGCGUCAUAAAAAGCACACACCGCAGCAUCCGGUGCCGCCCUCCGGGGCGCCCCCAUCCCGCCUCCCCUCCGCCCUGUCAGACGACAUCCACUACUCCCCGUUCAGCAGCCCCGAGCGGGCGCGCAUGGUCACCCUGCACGGCUACAUCGAGAGUCAGGUACAGUGCGGGCAGGUGCACUGCCGGCUGCCUUACACCGCACCCCCUGUCCACCUCAAAGCCGAUAUGGAUGGGCCACUCUCCAGCCGGGGUGAGAAGGUCAUCCUUUUUCAGUAUUAAUGCUGCCGGCAUUUUCGCAUCUGUCCACGGACACCCCACAGCUGCCCCUCAGCCGCUGAGAUCCAGUGUCCAAGCCACAGCCAGGGAUCCAUCGCCUCUGCAUCCACCCCUUCCUGCCAUCCUGCCUGCCUGUGGCCAGCUCGGAUCCCUCCCCAGGCCUGGCCUCGCCCUCUCCUGCUGAGAAACAGAACCUGCCAGGAGCACCACAGAGUCCUCCCCUUGGAAGACAGAGCUCCCUGAAAUGUGGAACCAGGGUGGAAACAACAGCCUAUUCUCCCUCCCCACCCCCAAUUUGAACAGCAGUCAUCUUCAACUUCAGCUGAUUACAAUAGCAAAGGGCGAAAUGAAUCGUGUGACGCCAACAGCCUCCUAAUUUACAGGUUUUCUUCCCCACUCCUCCCAUCUUGGCCUUUAUUUACUACUUCCUUGGAACCAUCUCUGAAUUAUGAAUAGCCAACCACCCCCAAUGCUAUCCACUCUGUUGCUUUUGUCUGGAAAACUCUACAGUGUUUGUGGGAUGUCCCCAAAGGAAAGCUAUGUUCUAAUUUUAUCGUUUCCAUCUGUCUGGUUAUGUCAAGUUAAUUCAGAGAGAGAAGAGACACUGACCAACCCUGAGAGGCCCAGUAGGGCAGAGAUGGAGGCCUGCCCAGACCAAGAGACAGAGAGACAGGCAGGGAUGGGGACAAAGACCCCUGUUGGUUUGGAGAUGAGAAGGGAGACAGAUUGGGAAGACUCCGUUUCAUGGAGAAGAAAGAAAAAGCUUAAUUUCCACUUAAUUUUUCUAGUGUAUUUGAAAAAACCAUGGCAGAAAUGGUAUUUAAUCUGUGCAAUGACACUGCUGAAUGUUUGGGAAGAUUGGAGUGGGAACUCACUGGUUACUUGUUCCCUCUGGAUAGGGGGUGGAGUUGCAAGGCUUUUAAGAGGGGAAGACCACUCCUGGAGAGCCAGGGAAGUGAGCCGAGUGAAAUGGCAACCAGAGUAUUAAUUCUAAUCCAUCUCUGAGUAGAGAGAGUCACCCGUGAGUGUGCCAAGCCCAGGAAUCCAGCUGGCACCUCUGUGUUUCCCCACCAACUCUUCCCAGAGCCAGCCCCACCCACUUCUGAGAACAGAGGCCAGACUUAGCUCACAUCCACCCCAGCCUACUGCAACUGUCCCACCCCAAACAAAGGGCUUGGACUAUACAAGAUCAUGAUUUAUGUUUUCGGGAUGCCCAUUUGUCCCAAGCUUAUCCUGAGUUCUAGAACUGCGUGGUGACCUGAUUGAUGUAUUUGCCACCACAGGAUGCAAAUAAACAUGUUAUAGCUCAAUUCCUCCUUCCUGCUUUUGGAAGGAGACUCUAAGAGAGGGGAUGCAAGUUCAUAAUACAUAUGCAACUGCAGUCCUUGGUUUUACCCAUGGCAGACAUUGCUAAUCAAUUGCAGCACUCGUUCUCACGGAGUCUAAAUAAGGUUUCAGGUCUCACCUGUUGGAAGUUGGUCCUUCAAUGAGAAUCUCUAUGCUAUUUGCUCUAGGACUGCAGGAGAGGUAAACAUGAGUGUGGCCCAAGAAGGGAACCUGUAUCCUCUCCCUUUCAAAGAUGUCACAGCUGACUGAGGAUGAAGAGAAAGCCCCACCCAGAUUGCUGUGAGUGCAGUUCAGUUCAGAAUGCAUCAGGUGCCCUGUUUUGAGCUCUGACAGUAACUGGAGCAACCUGGGCCUGAUCACUGAGCUUGGGAAGCUCAAAUCUGUCCUUAGAUAUUUGCUCCUAAUGAUCAAAGCCCCAAUUGCAACUAUGUAGUAAGCGGCCAGCUGAGCCCUGCCCAGGGUCAUCCAGUACCCACUCUGCCUUGAGCCUCUCACCAGGGCUUAUUCCUUGCGUGGAUCACACGGUCGUAGCAUGUUGCAGUUCAGACGUCUCCACUACCCUGUUAAGGAUAGCCUGGGAAUGUACAGGCCAUCUAGACUAUUUAUUUAAAUACAAAAGGGAAACACACACACACACAUACACACGGAAAAAAAUUGUAAGCACUUUUUUUGUAAAACCAAUGUCUGUUUUGUUACAUACCUUUCAUGUCGUGCUUUGUAAAUGUCUUAUUUGUGUAAUAAAU
Molecule: messenger RNA, 2918 nt
Organism: Dipodomys ordii (Ord's kangaroo rat)
Lineage: Eukaryota; Metazoa; Chordata; Mammalia; Rodentia; Heteromyidae
Gene: Lhx6
Product: LIM homeobox 6
Exons: 6
Coding region: 1-831 (276 amino acids)
Biological process (GO): neuron differentiation; regulation of transcription by RNA polymerase II; forebrain neuron development
Cellular component (GO): nucleus
Molecular function (GO): RNA polymerase II transcription regulatory region sequence-specific DNA binding; DNA-binding transcription factor activity, RNA polymerase II-specific
Source: RefSeq, a predicted model, not a curated record